AUGGACAGGCAGGAAGUGCGUUUUCUUGUACUCUUGGACUUAAGCUCAGCGUUCGAUACAAUUGAUCAUAAAACUAUCAUUGACGUAUUGGAGUAUCAAUUUGGAGUGACUGAUAGGGCUCUUGAAUGGAUAAAAUCAUAUCUAUUGAACAGGAAACAGAGAGUUGAUCUGGAUAACAAUUUUUCUCAAGACUGCGAUGUUAAGUACGGAGUGCCUCAAGGGGGUAUGUAUUUAUGUAUCCCAACUAUAUGACAUUAUUGACAGGCACUUACCCUCUUCUCAUGGAUAUGCUGAUGACACGCAACUUUAUGUAUCCUUUCACCCAGAUUGUGAAGAUAAUUCAGAAAGUACCCUAGCCAUACUGGAAGAUUGUAUUUCUGAUGUUCGUACUUGGCUGUUGUCUCAUAAAUUAAUGUUCAAAGAUUCGAAAACGGAAUUUCUUGUAAUUGGUACACCACAACAACUUUUGAAAAUAAACAUUGAAUCUGUUAAC
Paramuricea clavata is the source of this 493-nucleotide messenger RNA. The record is from the annotation of a GenBank genome assembly. Lineage: Eukaryota; Metazoa; Cnidaria; Anthozoa; Malacalcyonacea; Plexauridae.